AUGACAGGCUCAGAAUAUCUCAAUGUCUUCAAGGGCCCUGAAUCGGUUCGAAACUACUUCGACCCUGAACAGUCACCCCCUCUACCUCUUGUGGAAAUCCCUGAUAGCCUGAACCCUUACCGUCAAGAUGGCGUUCGCAUCUAUGCCAAGAUGAUGACUAUGCAUCCUGCCACCAAUGUCAAGGUGAUGCCAGAGAAUGGCGUUGAGCCUGGCAAGACAAAGACUAUCGUUGAGAGCAGUUCUGGCUCCACUGUCAUCUCUAUGGCCAUGGUUGCCCGUGCUUUCCACGGCAUCGAUGAUGUUCACGCCUAUCUCAGCAACAAGACAAGUGAGACCAAGUUGCGUAUGAUGCAAUUUUUUGGCCUCAACGUAACUCUCUUUGGAGGACCUGCUCAGCCAACACCCAUAGAUGAGCGAGGUGGUAUCAGAUCCGCAGCUCGAAAGGAUGCAGAGUCAGAGUCUGUGUGCAGUCCUAAUCAGUACAUCAACGACGACAAUUGGAAGUCACACGUCCGAUGGACUGGUCCUCAAAUCUAUCGUCAGCUGCCAGAGAUCAAUGUGAUUGCGGCUUCCAUGGGAACUUCUGGAACUAUGACUGGUUUGGGUACCUAUUUUAAGGAGGCCAAACCCUCUGUUUACAGAAUUGCUGUAUGCACCAACGCGGGAGAGCGUGUGCCUGGACCUCGCGAGUACUCCUUGAUGCGCGAAGUUGAGUUCCCAUAUUUGUCUUCUCAUGACGCACUCGAAGAAGUCGGUGCCCCAGACUCAUACUCCCUUUCCCUGGACCUCACCCGACAAGGCAUUGUUUGCGGUCCUUCUUCAGGAUUCACUCUCAAGGGCCUGUUCCAGCGCCUUGAGAAGCUUAAGCAGGAAGGAAAGCUUUCAGAUAUUGCUGGACCCGACGGCGAGACUCACUGUGUUUUCAUGUGCUGUGAUCUUCCCUUCCAGUACCUGAACGAGUACUUCUCAAAUCUGGGCCCUGAGAAGUUCAGCCCUCUCCGUAACGAGCGCUUGAGAAACGUCGACCUUUACCGUUAUGAUGAUGCUUGGGAGGUCAACUCCCUAAAUGCUCUGUCCAACUACUUCACCAUUCACCCCCUAGGUACCCACGACACAGUCCUGUCUCUCGCAGACCAGAUUGACAAGGCCCUCACUCCUUCAACCAACACUCAAAUUCUCGACUUCCGACGCUCAUCCGACUUCGAUGCUUUCCACCUACCCAACUCAGUCAACAUUCCUCUCGAUGCGCUGCAAAACGGACCUAACAGCGGCAGCCCUUUUUCCAACCCUGCUGAUGAGUGCGCCAUGCUUGAGCAAGUCUGGCUUGAGCUUGAGAGCCUCUUCAGCGUCAAGGACAAGAACGGUAACCGAAAUGCCAGCGCCGAGGCACUCAUGUCUAUGCUGCGAGGCAAGAAGGUCCUGACGCUUUGUUACGAUGGUGAUAGUUCUCGAGUCGCCAACAGUGUUCUUCGUGCAAAGGGUGUUGAAGCAGAAUGCGUUCGCGGUGGCUAUGGUGCUCUUGCCAAGUUGCAGAUGCCCUGCAACGCUACAUGCGAGGUUGUCUCAAUCCCCGUUUCUGUGGAAGUUUAA
Fusarium graminearum PH-1 is the source of this 1590-nucleotide messenger RNA. RefSeq lists its product as uncharacterized. The coding region runs from base 1 to 1590 and encodes 529 amino acids. The record is from RefSeq and is a predicted model, not a curated record. The transcript has 7 exons. Gene Ontology annotation, molecular function: cystathionine beta-synthase activity; cysteine synthase activity. Gene Ontology annotation, cellular component: cytoplasm. NCBI's taxonomy places the organism in Eukaryota, Fungi, Ascomycota, Sordariomycetes, Hypocreales, Nectriaceae.